This is a messenger RNA of Heterobilharzia americana, 1505 nucleotides long. The record is from the annotation of a GenBank genome assembly. NCBI's taxonomy places the organism in Eukaryota, Metazoa, Platyhelminthes, Trematoda, Strigeidida, Schistosomatidae.
AUGAGUUUUACGAUUGCAACACUGUUGGAGACAAACUUACCACCAUCUAACAAGUUGAAUAGAUCAAUUCAGCAUCCAGCCAGUUGUGAUGAUGAACGGAGAGGAUGUGAAAAAGAAAACCGUCAACUAAAUCAUUACUGUCAUCAUCUCAAGCAAAGACACAGUUCUGGCUCGAUAACUGAAGGCGGUAGAGAUCGGUUAGCAUCAUCGGAUACCUUAAAUGAGUUGAAUGUAUCAUCGUACUCAUCUCCUUCUAGUCUUUAUUCAUUUCAAUCAAUUCAUUCAGAAAUGGAUCAUCAGAUACUUUCUUCGUCUAGCCCAUUUCAACAAUCAUCACCACAACCAAUCCUAACAGUGUCAUCAUCGUCCUCUACUUCUUCUUCUUCUUCUUCUUCGCCAGUGUCCUCCUCCACCUCAGUUUCAUCAACUUCCUUCUUGAGUCCAAAUCAUCCACUCAAAAGGUGUAACGAUAGUACAUCACCAGUUAAUUCUGAAAAGACUAGUAUCACUUCAAAUGAUGCUUACAUAUCCAAUGAUAAUUCAUCAAUGAGUCAUAAUAAGAAAACUGUAUAUUUAAAUUUAUUCGAAAAUGAAAAUAAACAUGAUUAUUCAAUGAGUCAUACUACCACCACUACUACUACAACCAAUAUCAAGUUUAAAAAUAGUCAUAGUCACGUGAAACAUUUAAAUCAAAAAUCAAUAAAUCAUUCUAAUUCAAAUUACAACUUAAAAUCCACAUUUCAAUCUGAACAUCCACUUCAUCAUCAUAAUGUAACUCGACCAAGACGUUUGAGAACAACUUUUACAACUUAUCAACUGCAUACACUGGAGACCGCAUUUUUAUUGAAUCAAUAUCCAGAUGUUGCAGCGCGUGAUCAAUUGGCAAGUCAACUGAAUUUAUCAGAUGGUAGAGUACAGGUUUGGUUUCAAAAUCGUCGAGCUAAAUACCGUAAACAUGAAAGAUCACGUAGUGAUAAUCAUAAUAACACCAAUAACACUACUGAUCUGAAUACUACAGAAGGAAAUCAUCAUGAAACACUGAAUCACUCACCGGAUAAUCAAACAUUAUUGAACACAUUUAAUACGUAUACAUCACUUUUGCAUCAUUUAUUAUCGAAUAGUCCAAAUUUACAAUUUUCAACUGAUAAUUCGAUCUCUACUCUCUUGUCAUCAACAAUUACUAAUCCAAAUACUUCACAAGCUACUCACUUACCAUCAUCUCCAUUCCAGUUGACUGACACACAUGAUUCAACAGUAACAAUCAAACAAACAAUUGUUGAUACAUUGAAGACUAUGAGUAAUUCUAAAAUUGAUUAUACUACUAUAUUGAAUUCAAAAGAUUUAGCUACAAUUCUAAUUGGAUUCAAUGGUGAUCAAACGCCAUUUCAAAUGAAAUGACCUAAUUUUAGAUUAUCAUAACUUUUUUUUGUUGAUUUUUAUAUUUCAAAAGUUGCGCCAUUGUGAAUAGGAUAACCUUGAAUUAAUUUAAAUAAAGAUGCAUAGUU